Messenger RNA from Micropterus salmoides (largemouth bass), 790 nucleotides. RefSeq names its product gametogenetin-binding protein 2-like. The coding region runs from base 145 to 615 and encodes 156 amino acids. Gene Ontology annotation, cellular component: cytoplasm; nucleus. Lineage: Eukaryota; Metazoa; Chordata; Actinopteri; Centrarchiformes; Centrarchidae. The record is from RefSeq and is a predicted model, not a curated record. The transcript has 4 exons.
CUACUACGUGCUGGGGCCAAAGGUCACUUGAGUGAUGAAGAUUCCGCCACCGUAGCAGCUUCACUCACCGUCGCACUUGUUUAUUUUUUAAGGGGAACUUAACAAAGGCGGGCGAGCUGCACCAGGACCAAACUGGAGGAAGUCAUGGCACGUCUGGUCGCAGUUUGCAGGGAAGGGGAAGAAGACUACCCAUUUCUCACCAGACAGAUUCCCCUGUAUAUCGAUGAUACUCUCACGAUGGUGAUGGAAUUUUCUGAUAGUGUCAUGGAUGUUGACAGCCAAGAAAUAAACACCCCUCACUGGAAACAAUUUUCUGAGUAUCACUCCAAAUUGAAGCAGCAGGACUUAAAUAUCGCCCUGAUGGUGACAUCCAGAGAGGUGUACAGUGCAAUCUCAGCUGGUGCCAUGUGUGGGCUGCAGACGAAGCGUGGAGCGUCUCUUCUCACAUUUAGUGGAAUCAGGGAACCCGGCCCUGGAGCCCCUCACACUGAAACCCACAGGCAUGCUCUCUGUCACCAAGACCUGUUCAGCAGACGUAAAGAAGCUCUACACCCUCUUCUAUGUCCAUGGGUAAGAUACAAAAUAAUGUGGUUUUUCAUUUUCACUGCCAAAUAGAUCACACCAUAUGUCAAAAGAGAAAAGCCAACAAGUGAUUUUGUUAGUUAAAAACAGAGCGAACCAAAACUCCAGUAUGUGACAUGACCAAGACAGUUUUCUGGGUUUGUUGGAAUACAACAUUAGGAUAAUACAAUACCGAGCUGAAAUACUGCUCUCUUGUACGGGUGCUGGU